Messenger RNA from Nematolebias whitei (Rio pearlfish), 1397 nucleotides. RefSeq names its product family with sequence similarity 110 member D (gene fam110d). The record is from RefSeq and is a predicted model, not a curated record. Bases 57 to 1397 code for a protein of 446 amino acids. The transcript has a single exon. NCBI's taxonomy places the organism in Eukaryota, Metazoa, Chordata, Actinopteri, Cyprinodontiformes, Rivulidae.
UAAAACUUGGUCUAGGGCUUGGAGUUUUGAUGUUGUUCGCAGCUCAGUGAAGUAACAUGAAACCUUUGUCACCGAUUGGGUCCCCCUCUCCUUUGAGGCUCCUUAACAAGGGUCCAGACUACCUGCGCAGGCAGAUAGAUGGAGGAGGCCAUGGCCGCUUUGUCAGCGCUGUGGAGAGACUAGAGGCUGAUAAAGCCAAGUAUGUGAAGACUCAACAAGUAAUCAAUACCAAGCAAGAACCAGUGCUGGCACCCUGUGCCACACCGCCACCGCAGCCACGACGAGCAAUUUCCGUCCCCGGUAGCCUGACUCCUCAUCUUCCCCUGCGCCGUUCAUCCUACACCCCCUUCUCGACACUCUCUGGCUCCUUCACCUCAAAGGAUGAAAAUGAAAAUGAUGACGCAAGAAAGGAGAACAGACGGACCUCUGUUGAUGUUGAGGCUCAUAACAGGAGCAACGUGAACAACUUGACGACUCCCAGCCCCAGGACACCUCGGGUUAUUGGUCUGGUAGCACCACACAGCGCCCCUGUUCUCAGAAGGAGUACAGGCAAACGUAUGCUGAGGCCAGACUCCCUUGUCAUCUACAGACAAAAGAAAGAGUGCAAAAACCCCAACAGUGCUACCGUGGGAGAAAACGACAACAUGGAGAUAAAGGGCUACAGUUUUGUUCGCCGGCUCUUCCAAGGAUCCAUGAGGGAGAAAGGAAACGGAGGUGAGAGCCGAAUCCAGAAGAUGGUGAUUGGGGAAGAGAAAGCAACGUCGCGGGAUGGAGACUCGCGUAUGUCUUGGACCAAUGACAAAGAUGCAACAGAUGGGGGACCAAUGAGUAGGAGGUCUAGUAAAACUGACCAAGAGCGAAGCCCAGAGUCUAUUCAAAGUCCAGGUUUUAGCUGCACUGUUGAACACACAAACAACGGGUUUACAAAUGGCACCGUAGAUGGAGUAAGCGCUGGUAUCACCGAUGUCAAGAACAACGAUGACCCGUGGAAGCGAGCGUCCCCGCCGCCAACAAGACGGCAGUUUGGGGAGUUGCAGCGCUCCAAGUCAGACUUACAGCUGCGCUCCUCAGUAGCAUUAUCAGAACAGGAGCAUUUCUUUGACUUUUGCGGGCUGGACAUAGACUUGAUCGACCGUCUGGGUCGGGAGAAUUUCCUCUUUGGUGCCAGUUCUAUAGACACACUCUCACUGGCUCUCCGCAGCGUGGGCACAGACAGUUGUGGUGGGUCAGAACCCAGUGAGUUCUCCCGCCACUCAGGAGAUGGACUGUUUCAGGACGAACUGGCCGAGCAGCUUCCCACCGGUGUGUCAAUCAUCGAGAGAAACGCUCGAGUCAUCAAGUGGCUUUAUGGGUGUAAAAAUGCUGCUCAGGAGGGACCAAAAGAGUCAACAGUUUAG